Plasmodium fragile is the source of this 1230-nucleotide messenger RNA. RefSeq lists its product as uncharacterized. The transcript has 2 exons. Lineage: Eukaryota; Apicomplexa; Aconoidasida; Haemosporida; Plasmodiidae. The coding region runs from base 1 to 1230 and encodes 409 amino acids. The record is from RefSeq and is a predicted model, not a curated record.
AUGAACAUAUGGUACCCUAACAACCCUCCAAUGAACAAUAUUACUUCGCUCAAAAAUCAGAACGUAUUGUCCAGGAGAGAAUCGUUUAAUAAAGAUCCAUUUGCUAUAAGGAAAAAUAAUCUAAAAACGAGAGACAAUGCAUCUCCCAAACAUGGUUCUCUAAAUAAAAAAAAAGAUUUGAACAACAAAAGAACAAAUGUGUUGCAAAAACAUAACCGCACAAAAGAAAAUGACCUGUUAAGAAAGAAGUCACUAAAAGAAGAAAAUUUUAUACGGACAAGGAGUGCGGUAAGAAAAAAAGUAAUAAUUCCUCUGAAGUAUAAUAACUCCAUAAAUGACACUGCAGCUAUAGAUAGAAGGGAAAUAUUGCAAAAAAGAAACCUUUUAAUAAAGAAAGUCGAUAUAAGGAAGGAUAUACAGAAACCAACACCAGAGAGCAAUUCCUCGGAAAAAAUUGAUGUGGAAACCACCGCAAAAAACAAAUUACCAGAGAGUGAUUUGCCAGAUGAAUUUGAUAAAGCAAAAAUCGAACAAAUCUUCAGAAAGAAAAAGUGGACUGUAGAAAUAUAUAUGAGUGAAAACAAAGGAAAAGAUAAAAUAAUAACGAGUAAAAAAAAAAAGAAAACUACUAUUAUAAGCACACACAUGUGUGAGAAGACUAAGCAAGGUGAACUCAUAGACAUCCUUGAUUCCAAAAGUAACGAUGAUAAAAUCGGAGAACAGAAAAUCGCCGGGAAGAAAAAAUUCACGAUAAAUAUACAUUUAGACAAAAAGAAGAAAGCAAAACUAUUUAUUAAAAAAAAAAAAUGUGUGAUUGAAGCUAUUAUGAAAAAUGCUUCCCCACAGAAGUUGGAAAUAUUGGAACAACACUCUUGCUCCAAUAUAAUUGAUGUGGACGUGAAAGAUCCGUUAUACCCAACGACACAAGAAGCUGUUUUUGAAUGUAUUCUUGCAAGCAGUACAGAGACACCCAGUAGAAGCAGAAGAAAAAGAAGAGUUCAAAUUUUACGAAAAUGGGGUAUUUAUGGAUUAAUACCAAUUGUUGCUAUAGGAGCCAUAAUAGGUUGUACAAUAGGAUACAUUCAUGUCAUGCCAGUGGAUGUUAUCUUUGACUCUACAGCUGUAGGUGUUCAAUCAACCGUAGAAUCGGUUGUACAGAAUGUACCUGGCAUUGCAGCUAAAGUAGGAAAGUGUGUGGUUGACACGGCAAAGGAAGCAUUGGGGUGCUAA